AAAUGAAAAUAGAAGGUCUGUACACUAGCACGUGGUAAUAUGUCAACAAAAAUAAUAAUUUCAGAAAUUUUUAUCUUAAUUUUGUAGUGGUUAAAAUGGCACUGAUUUUUAGGUUAGCUGGUAAAAGAUGUGGAUCCCAAAUCUUAAAUGCUGAAAAAACUGGUUUGUAUAGUUUUAUACGCCCUGUAGGGCUAAAGGCUCAACCAGCUACAACUGAACGAGAAGAAAGUCACGAUGAAAGGAAUAUGAGAUUGAAAAGACCUCAGUCCCCGCACCUGACUAUUUAUGCUCCUCAACUGACAAGCAUGUUGUCAAUUACUCACAGAUUUACAGGUAUGACCCUUGCUAGCUAUGCAAUUGCUCUUGGAUUGGGUGCUGUUGUUCUCCCAGAAUCUAUUCCAUAUUACAUUGAAGAACUAGAGUGUGCUCAGUUGGGUUCAGCUUUCAUAUCUACUCUUAAAUUUCUCUUAGCGUUUCCCUUAACCUACCAUUUUUGGAAUGGGAUUAGACAUCUUUUGUGGGACACUGGUAAAUUUCUUACCAUCAAAGAAGUAUACAUUACAGGAUAUGUAAUGUUGGCUCUGGCCCUCUCAUCGGCUAUCGCACUUUCUGUUAUGUAAUUCAUAAUUUUUUUCUUUGUUAAUUUAUAAAUUUAUUUAUUUUAAUUUAAAUUAAAUUCUAGAAACAA
This is a messenger RNA of Anoplophora glabripennis (Asian longhorned beetle), 688 nucleotides long. Its product is annotated as succinate dehydrogenase cytochrome b560 subunit, mitochondrial. Bases 96 to 620 code for a protein of 174 amino acids. Gene Ontology annotation, molecular function: electron transfer activity; succinate dehydrogenase activity. Gene Ontology annotation, biological process: mitochondrial electron transport, succinate to ubiquinone; tricarboxylic acid cycle. The transcript is spliced from 3 exons. Lineage: Eukaryota; Metazoa; Arthropoda; Insecta; Coleoptera; Cerambycidae. The record is from RefSeq and is a predicted model, not a curated record. Gene Ontology annotation, cellular component: membrane.